UGUUGCAGGGGGAAUUAUUUUAAAGACGGACAAAAAUGGAGGCGUCCAGCAGUAACAUGUGUCUAGUGACAGCUGAAGAGAAAAAGGAUCCCGGUGCAGCUCCAUAUGGAAAUUUUAUAAAUUAUUAUACGUUUAAUCCGCCUGAGAAUCGCCUGAGUUUGAUCCCGAACACACUGCUGGAGGAUGUCGGAUAUCAUGCAGACAGAGAAUCAGUGCUGAUGCUCGAUGUGGGAUGUAACUCAGGGGACUUAUCUAUUGCCCUGUAUAAGCAUCUUCUUCAAGACCAGCCACAUGGAAGUGACCGUUCCAAAAGGAUUCACAUACUUGGAUUUGACCUGGACCAGAACUUAAUCCUACGUGCUCAAAACUCUAACCCAUUCCCCCAAAACAUUCAGUUCAUUCCACUUGAUAUCACCAGUGAGGACAGCCACACUAAACUUGCUUCCUAUCUGAAGAAGUUUGGCCUCAGUCGCUUUCACCUGUGUUCCUGUUUUUCUGUAACAAUGUGGGUUCACCUGAACCACGGAGAUGCUGCGUUAUUAGCUUUCCUCUCACGGCUCGCCUCUGUCUGCGAGUGCCUGUUACUUGAGGCACAGCCAUGGAAAUGUUACCGCUCUGCUGCUCGACGGUUACGGAAGCUUGGGCGCAGUGACUUUGACCACUUUAAGACUCUGGAGAUCCGUGGGGACAUGGCAGCUCACGCUAAAGAGCAUUUAGAAAAGCAGUGUGGAAUGGAGCUGGUUCAGAGUUUCGGUAGUACAUCGUGGGACCGGAGCCUUUUAUUGUUCAAGAGACGAUAAUGCAAUGACCAGUAACCUGUGAACAUUAUAUAAUCAUUGUAGAUUAAUUUUAAAUGAAAAGUUAAGGCAUAAAUGUAAAACUCUUAAAAACUCCUUUCAUACCCGAGACUCACUUUGAUACUAGAGACUUGUACCUGCUGUAAUUAUAAAUACUUUUCUGUGCUCAUCCCAGGACUGUCACUCAUUCAUUCAUUCAUAAUCUGUUCAUAGUAAACAUCCAACAUCCCCAAGUUGUUAAACUUAGUUAGAGUACAGUAAAGUAUACAAUUACAAUUUGAGGAAUAAGUUCACUAAUCAGUGUCACCCAGAAGAAGUUUACAGUAUCUUUCUGUAAUCUCAGUGAGUUUUUUUUCUUGCCAGUCACCUCUGACUUGCUCAUGAUGAAUCUACGUCAGGGUUUAUGUUUAACUUUUGUGAUCAGGUCUUUUGUUAAAAGUGCAAUACAAAUAAAGUUAA
Tachysurus vachellii is the source of this 1256-nucleotide messenger RNA. Its product is annotated as pre-miRNA 5'-monophosphate methyltransferase. Gene Ontology annotation, biological process: negative regulation of pre-miRNA processing; miRNA metabolic process. The transcript has 2 exons. The record is from RefSeq and is a predicted model, not a curated record. Gene Ontology annotation, molecular function: RNA methyltransferase activity; O-methyltransferase activity. Gene Ontology annotation, cellular component: cytoplasm. Bases 36 to 800 code for a protein of 254 amino acids. NCBI's taxonomy places the organism in Eukaryota, Metazoa, Chordata, Actinopteri, Siluriformes, Bagridae.